GGGGCGCAGGCGGGGGCGGGGCGGCCAGGAGGCGGCGGCACGGGCUGGACCCACGCGGCGCGCGGCCCGCCCGGCCUGCAGCGCUCCCUCCCCGGCGGCGGCGGCACGAUGCCCUUUGACUUCAGGAGGUUUGACAUCUACAGGAAGGUGCCCAAGGACCUCACACAGCCCACCUACACCGGGGCCAUCAUUUCCAUCUGCUGCUGCCUCUUCAUCCUCUUCCUCUUCCUCUCGGAACUCACCGGCUUCAUCACGACAGAAGUUGUGAACGAGCUCUACGUCGAUGACCCGGACAAGGACAGCGGGGGCAAAAUUGACGUCAGCCUGAACAUCAGUUUGCCCAACCUGCACUGCGAACUGGUCGGGCUGGACAUCCAGGACGAGAUGGGCCGGCACGAGGUGGGCCACAUCGACAACUCCAUGAAGAUCCCGCUCAACAACGGGGUGGGCUGCCGCUUCGAGGGGCAGUUCAGCAUCAACAAGGUACCUGGCAACUUCCACGUGUCCACACACAGUGCCACGGCCCAGCCACAGAACCCAGACAUGACGCACAUCAUCCACAAGCUCUCCUUUGGGGAUACACUACAGGUCCAGAAUGUCCACGGAGCUUUCAAUGCCCUUGGGGGAGCCGACAGACUCAACUCCAACCCCCUGGCCUCCCACGACUACAUCCUGAAGAUCGUGCCCACGGUUUACGAGGACAAGAACGGCAAGCAGCGGUACUCCUACCAGUACACGGUGGCCAACAAGGAGUAUGUCGCCUACAGCCACACAGGCCGCAUCAUCCCCGCCAUCUGGUUCCGCUAUGACCUCAGCCCCAUCACGGUCAAGUACACCGAGAGGCGGCAGCCGCUGUACAGGUUCAUCACCACGAUCUGCGCCAUCAUUGGCGGGACCUUCACUGUGGCGGGCAUCCUGGACUCCUGCAUCUUCACAGCCUCCGAGGCCUGGAAGAAGAUCCAGCUGGGCAAGAUGCAUUGACACCCUCCAAGGACCCAGGGAGGCUGCCCGCCCUGCUCCGUCGCCCUGGCUCCUGCGGCCCUCUCCCGGCCCUGUCUGGCUUCCUCCCAGCCUGCGCGUGGGAGGCGGGGAGGCGAGAGUGGCUCGAGGUCCCGCAGCUACCUCUUUCCCCGUGUUUCAUUUUAGAUAAAUUACACUGCCUAGA
Urocitellus parryii (Arctic ground squirrel) is the source of this 1165-nucleotide messenger RNA. RefSeq names its product endoplasmic reticulum-golgi intermediate compartment 1 (gene Ergic1). Gene Ontology annotation, biological process: retrograde vesicle-mediated transport, Golgi to endoplasmic reticulum; endoplasmic reticulum to Golgi vesicle-mediated transport. NCBI's taxonomy places the organism in Eukaryota, Metazoa, Chordata, Mammalia, Rodentia, Sciuridae. The record is from RefSeq and is a predicted model, not a curated record. Gene Ontology annotation, cellular component: COPII-coated ER to Golgi transport vesicle; endoplasmic reticulum; Golgi membrane.